AUGUUCAGUUAUGAAGGAGCACUAGCUCGGUUAGAAUGGGCGCAGGAAGUCAACUCUCUCUGGUUAAGAGGACUUCUCCAACCAGAAAACCUUCUUCACAGUGAUUAUCUGCAAACACUGAAAACUCUUCUGGGAAGGAAUCAAUUUGAAAAAGACUCAGAACGCUCGCUCCAAAGACAUCUUGAGGUUACAUUUUCCUUUCUCCCCUAUCCAGUGAUUCGUAGCUUGACAAAGAAAUUGAUACAGAAGAAAGUCAAGCGCGCCGGUAAAGAGAGAGGCGAUGAUCUGGAUCGUUUCCAAUUGUUUCCGACGAUCAAUAUAACGACACUUAUCGGAUGUUUAGAAAAAUUUAAGAAUAUAAGACUCAGGAGAGCAGCUUCACUCAUAAAACAACCACCAAUCAAGCCUAACGGGUCUUUGUUUGGCCUUUGUGACGUUGGCGCAGGGUUAUUUUUGCUCAAAAUAGGAAAGAAGCGCUUUCUUUAUUCAGAAUCCCGGCCGUUUGGACCCUGUCCUUGCUUACGGAGCUCAUCAAUAUUUGCAACUGAGGGAUACAUUCUUGAUGUGUUCAAAGAGAAGAUUCACGUUUUCUUUCGCCGCGAUGAACAGAUAGCGUCAGUUUGGGAAGUGCCCCUUGGCUGGCUGAUACACCGAGUUGUUAAAACAGCAGCUACUGAUGUUGUUUACGUUUUGAUACUUAGAGAUGGGGUCAGGAGAACAAUGACCUUUGACCUCGCGAGCGAAAUAAGACUAGACAAACACAGUCCCAUGAGCAGCUCAACACUAUCAUGGGUUCUGAAAGAAUCAGAAAAGAUCAAAUUGCGCACGCGUUACGAUUUCCAUGAAGACUCCUCCGAUCAUCUUUACGACUCUGUUGAUAUUCUUUGUAAUUCGAAGACAUUGCCCUUUAGCGGAAACGCGAUCAACCUAGACGAAAUCCGAAUUGACGGUGCUAACAUAGCCAUUUCUCACAGAAAAAGCGGCGAGAUGCACAAAUUUAUAACCGUACUGAGUACUAGUGGUGAUGAUGUUUUAUUAUCAGGAGAGUUUAAUUUGGAAGCGAUUGAGCGCCUUGGUAAGCAAAAACAAAAGAAAAUGUGCAUCUAUGUUUAUGAUAAACCGAUCACGAGAUCUGAGCUACCAUCAGAUGCUCAAGUCACAUGGUCUCUCAAUGAAAUGGAGCUGCUCUUUAAAUUUGUAUGGUGCACUGGAAGAAAACUCUGCACGGCACAUGCGAGACCCGUCGCCAAGUUCGCGCUUCAAAAUAAUUCACCUUUGAAUUUUGAAAUUCUUACAACAAGAGUGCAAGCAGAAUCAGAAGAACGCCUAGAAAACUCCUUCGAACGUGGCGAUUCGCAUUUAAUACGCAAAGGCGAGGAGAAACGACUAUUGAAAAGCGAGGAAGAUAAUUGA
Oikopleura dioica is the source of this 1413-nucleotide messenger RNA. Lineage: Eukaryota; Metazoa; Chordata; Appendicularia; Copelata; Oikopleuridae. The record is from the annotation of a GenBank genome assembly.